Haliotis rubra (blacklip abalone) is the source of this 4266-nucleotide messenger RNA. RefSeq names its product vacuolar protein sorting-associated protein 13D-like. Bases 1 to 4266 code for a protein of 1421 amino acids. NCBI's taxonomy places the organism in Eukaryota, Metazoa, Mollusca, Gastropoda, Lepetellida, Haliotidae. Gene Ontology annotation, biological process: protein retention in Golgi apparatus; protein targeting to vacuole; mitochondrion organization. Gene Ontology annotation, cellular component: extrinsic component of membrane. The record is from RefSeq and is a predicted model, not a curated record. The transcript is spliced from 20 exons.
AUGGCCAGAGAGGGUGGCGACACCUUCCCGCCAGGGAAACAAAGGGAGCAACUUCGUGCUUCAAAGCCUCUGGCUGAACUCCAGUGUUCCACUAUCAACAUGGAAUUUGAGUCUCGUCCUCGUACUAGAGCCAUGAAGUUCAAGUUAGCUGUGGGCAGUCUACAUCUUCAAGACAAGACCACUCACAACUCAGUGUUCCGUUACAUCAUCUCGCUGCAGUCACAGGAGUCCAUUGGCCACUCCCCGAGCCCCCUUCCUCGUCUGAGUACAGCUGAGAGACUCUCACCGAGGCCAUUGCUGCAGGACACGCAGGAGUGGAAGUUUUUUGAGCUGUCGUACGAGAAGAACCCUUCUUCAAGCUUCUUCAGAUACAAAACCAGCAUCAAGACCCGGCCUCUGGACAUUGUCUACUCUCCAGCAUUCAUCAAACAAGUGAAGGGAUUCUUCUCUUCCCCAGUCAGUCGAGCACAGAAAGCAAGGAGAUCCAGAGCCUCAGCAUGGAAGUUUGAGGCCCUGAAGAAGAAAUCUCCAGAGCAGCUCAUGGAAACACUGGAUCAACUUCUGGAAGCAGAGGGUGUAAAGACACGCUGGGACAUGAAGCUGGAUAUCUCAGCCCCAAAGUUGAUCAUCCCUGAACGUUGCACGGACCCCACCAGCCCUAUGGUGGUCAUUGACCUGGGUCGGCUGUGUCUCGAGACCUGUAGCAGCUCACGCACUGACUCCAGGACCACGCUCCAUACCGAUGGACAUGACGAUAAUGAGGAUGACUUCCACACCCCACUGACCACACCGCCCAACGAGUCCGCCCUUGACAAUCCCCCAGUGAAGUCAGUGUCCUCCUCUAACCUCCUGACUCAAGAGAACUCGGCAACCUCCCUCACAGGGCUGUCAUCCACUGCAGUCAUGGAUCACUUGUAUGAAAGGUACAAGCUGGACUUGACAGACAUGCAGGUGCUGCUGGGCCGACCUCAAGACAACUGGCGCCACGCCUACUCCCGGGGAAACAGUCGUAUGCACAUCCUGGACAAGUUCAGCAUUUCCCUGCAGCUGGAGAGGCGGCUGAUCGUGACGGCAGACCCGAAGUGGCCCAAGAUGAAACUGUCGGGCACUCUUCCAUCACUCACCUUCCAUCUCAAUGAAAGAAAGAUCCAUGCAGUCAACACCUCCGUGGACAUAGUGUCCAGUGGUAGCUCCAGUUCUUCACUGCAGACAGUCAUGGACAACAUGUCCAGUGGUAAUUCCGACCUCGGACAGCGGUCACAUACAUCUGUCAGUGAGCCUGUGAUGAAGAAAGGCAAGGAGGAGAUAGACAACAAGCUGGUGGUGCUGCAGUUCCUCAUCCACAGCCUGUCCGUGGAGAUACAGAGUCAGGGUCAAGCUCUAGCUGAGUUCCAAGUGACCGAUGUGCAGGCAGAUGUGUCCAAGAAGUCCCACAACACCUCCCUCAAGCUCACAGUCCACAGCCUCCUUGUGGUGGAUGCCCUGCAGAGCUACGGACCUGACUUCGAGCUUCUCAUUGCUUCACACAAACAUCUGGUACUGGACUCUCGGAGUGGUAGUAUCCGUGGAUCUGAUGCUGGGUCUCCCCUCUCCCCUGCGUCCCCCAUCACUCCAGGUUCACCAGGGAUGGAAGAUGCUAGUUCCCCCCUGUCGUCCGGGACCUUCCAGAGUGGUAGUUUCCAGGCCAUACAAGACACCAUAUCUUCAGCAUUUCAAGUGUUCACAGGACCGACCUCCCCCCAGUCACAGAAGGCCGGAGAGGAUGUUAAUGGCAGCCUUGGUCCCUCGUUCCCUCGUCUGGGACAGAACUCUGAGGCCCUCAUCAUCAUGGAGUAUGAGCAGAUCGUGGACCCCGGACUGGAGGGGGACAAGACAGUUGAUGGGGGCAUGCAGAUACUCAACCUGCAUUUCAAUAGUCUGGAUUUCAUAGCAAACCAGGAAACCAUUGUAGAGAUUCUCAGUUUCUUGAAGAGAGCAUUCCCAUCCUCCAGCGAUAAACAGUCCUCCAGACCGCCACAGGACAGACGGCAGUCGAAACGCGAAGACUCCAUCAAUUUCCAGCCCAAGAAGGACAAGUUGAUGGUGACAGCUGACUUCAAGAGGCUAAACAUCCUACUGCCAUGCUUCAGUGAGAAGGACGCGCGAAAGGUUUGGAAGAAGGUUGCCACAGCAACCAUGUCCACGGCCAAGAUAGAGGCCAGUCUAGAUGACAGUUGGCAGAUAGAAGGCAGUCUGGGUGGUCUCCACUUGACCGAUGUCACACCAGAAGGCAGUCUCUACCAGCAGGUAUUCAGUGUUGGGGAAAGCCAGCUAGACCAAUCAGAAGGACUCAUUUCUCCCCGAACCAUUCCGUCUGCUAUGUACCAAACUGCUCGAGAUGAAACUGUGUUCACUGAUGCUGUUCAUGCUAAGGGAAGCUCAAAGAAGGCCUUUUCUUUCAAUGUGAAAAAAACAUUGCUUGAAGGAGCCCGGGAUGGAACAUUUGGGCAUUCUUUCCCAGAAUCGGAUGAAAUUUACGCUGACUUUACCAUGGCAUCUGUAUAUUAUACACAUUCGCCUCAGUUCCUCAAUGAGCUGAUGGACUGUAUGUCAAAAUUCAAGGACUACAUGUCUGACUUUGCCUCUUCUAUAGGCAAGGCUGCAACAGAAGUAGCUAUGGGUCUGGUCGGAGGUCGAGUUGACCGCGAAGGACAUGACCACACGUUUGGAUCUGUUACUGAUCUGUCCAGUCAGAGAGAUUCUUGUAUGAAGUUUACAGCUCGAAUGGAAACUCCAAUCAUAGCCCUUCCACGAACCCCUACAAGUUACCAGGUUCUUCUAGCUGACCUUGGUGAGAUAACCGUGUCCAACUCUAGUCUCACCGAGUCCAGCACAGCAUCAACGCUACAUGACUCUAUGGACCACAGUGAAGAGGUACAUAUAUCUUUGAGGAACAUGAAUCUGUAUUCUCUUGAUCUGGAGAAGUACAAUACUCAAGUAGGGCAGAGCAUAUCGGCAACGCUAAUGGGAAAGUCCUACUACAGUCUAUCGUACGAACUUGGUGUGCCCAUUUUGUAUGACACAGCAGUUGAUUUAGUGAUUGCCAAAGAAACAACUGAAGUGCCAAUAAUCAACCCUGAGGUUACAAACAAUGACUUCCCACCUAGGACUCCUAAAAAAUCUGUGCAGCCAGCUCAGAUAAGCAAUGUGUUAAAGGUAAGUGCCAAAAUCUCUCCGGCGGUGAAGUUGGUGUUGUCAAAGGAGGUGUACGAGCAUAUACUGCAGACUCUGGACAACCUGACGUACAGCGAGGACGACUAUGCUCCUGAUGCAUCUGAUGAUUCCACAUCCUCUGGAAGACCUGCUGAUGGUGCUGCUGCUUGUGAAGGACAAUCUGAAUCUCAUGCAAACUUGGCUAUGCAAGAGUCAUCUUUACAGGAGGGAUUUCUUGCAAAACAUUUCCAUUUUGAAGUUCCUCUGUUUGAAGUUGAACUUAGGGGGGAUUUCGGGGAGGGGGAGCAAGGAUUAGUUGAUCUCAAGCUGACUGACUUUUCUAUGAAUUAUGCCAAAGAUAAUAAAGUUGUGACAGAAAUGCAGCUCCGACUGAGAUCCCUGUCAAUGGAUGAUUUGUUAGAAUCCGAGAAAUCAGCUCAUAGACAAAUCAUGGUUUCUCGCAGCUCCCAUAAAGAACCUGAUGUGGAGGAUGCCAAACCAAAAACAUUCCCGUCGACAUCUUGUCCUGAUAGUACUAUCAUUGCCCCAGUGCACCUCAUGCCAGCACCUCUGCCAUCCAGUUUCCACAAGAAGAUCCCAAAACCCACAUCACAGAAACAAGGCACAGCAUUCUAUGUUGGCUUCAUCCAGAAACAGAGAACGAGGGGGAAGGACAGGGAGAUGUUCCCCCAGACCCCGCCUCCAUCCCCAACCCUCAAUGACAUCCUCAACCCCGAGGAACUGCCAAUAGAGGAUCUUGUCCACAUUGAUGUGGUGCUUGUUGACAAGAAGUCCCCAGACUAUACAACAAAAUAUGACAAGACAAACCGCUUCAUUGAUGUCAACUUCAGCUGCCUGGAGAUGACUUUCAACCUGCAGACAUGGGUGGUCCUCCUCGGACUUCCUGGGGAUGGGGCCAAGGUCCAUGACACCGAGUCCGACACUUCCUUCCUUGACCCCACAUCAGAAGGGGACAGCACCCUCAACACACCUGAGACAGAGGAGGUGGUUAAUCAGGAGAUCAACUUCGCCGUGGAGAGCUUCACCCUGAUCCUCAACAAGCCGGAGUACUGA